AUUGAGAGUGCACUCUUGAAGAGCAUUUGGGGAGGCUGGUCCCUUCCUGUCUCAUUCUUUACUUUCCAUGUUGAACAAAUUAAGUCACGUUGCACACAGCAUGACCUUGCCACAUUGCAUUUUGCCACCACAGACUCAAAUCAAUAGGACUAUGGGUGGCAAAGUCCUAACUGCUAAACAAAAUGACCUCUCCCUCUUGCUUAUGUCUGUGUUCGUUUGGGUGAGUGCUUGUGUGCAUGUGGAGACCAGAGAUUGACCUCAGGUGUUUUCCUCAAUUAUUGUCAACCUUUGUUUUAGAGAUAAGGUCUCUCACUAAACCAGAGUUCAUUGAUUUGGUUAAGCUUGCCAGAGAUACACCUACCUCUAGUCCCUACUCCACCCCACCCUGUAACUGGGGUUACAGAUUCAUUCCCAGUGCUAUGAAAUUGCACUCAAAUCCAUGCUUAUGCAUGUGGCAGGUACUUACAGACUGAACCAUCUCUUACCCUCCAAACACAUUAUUUUAUUGAAUUAUUUUUAACUUUUGGUUAUUAGGAUUCUGUACCAUCAAAUAUCCAUAAGGAGGUUCUUCCUAUUGUCCUGUUUCUUCUUCUAAUGGUUCUAGUGGUUGUCUUUCUAGGGUUGGAAUUUUUUAUGUAUGUCUUGUCUUCCUCCCCAAAUAACAUGGUGUAUGGUGUAUUUUCAUUUUUUUUGUCUUAUAUUUGUAACUCUAACUCCAUGUCUAUUUAUUUCUCAAAUCUGCUGUGACUGGUGUGAUGUCUGACUGUUGCUAGGCUCACACCCUUCAAUCUUGCCAGAGGAAGGGAAAGAAUGAAUUUGACAAGAGACUUUUUCGUGGAGAUUCUCUGUUUUUCACAAGAAGAAGAAACAUCCUAAGGCAUCUGAAUUAAACCUGCCAAUCAGCCUACAUUAAGCUUACCAGCACAGGGGACCAUGGACAUCGAAGCUUAUUUUGAAAGGAUUGGUUAUAAGAAAUCAGCGAAUAAAUUGGACUUGAACACAUUAACUGAAGUUCUUCAGCACCAGAUGCGAACAGUUCCUUUUGAGAAUCUUAACAUUCAUAGUGGAGAAGCCAUGGAUCUGGGUUUAGAGACCGUUUUUGACCACAUAGUGAGGAAGAAGAGGGGUGGGUGGUGUCUCCAGGUUAAUCAUCUCCUGUACUGGGCUCUGAUCAAAAUGGGCUUUGAAACCACAAUGUUGGGAGGAUACGUUUACAUAGAUCCAGUCAGUAAAUAUAGCAACAAAAUGGUUCACCUUCUAGUACAGGUGACCAUCGGUGACAGAAACUACGUUGUUGAUGGUGCCUAUGGAGGCUCCCUCCAGAUGUGGGAGCCUCUGGAAUUAGUGUCAGGGAAGGAUCAGCCUCAGGCACCUGCCAUCUUUCGUUUGACAGAAGAGAAUGGAACCUGGUACUUGGACCAAAUUAGAAGAGAGCAGUAUGUCCCAAACCAAGAAUUUGUUAACUCGGAUCUCCUUGAGAAGACCAAAUAUCGAAAGAUCUAUUCUUUUACUCUCAAACCCCGCACUAUUGAAGAGUUUGAAUAUUCAAAUACUUACCUUCAGACAUCGCCAUCAUCUGUAUUUGUAAAUACAUCGUUUUGCUCCUUGCAGACCACAGAAGGGGUGUGCUGUUUAAUAGGCUCCACCAUUGCGAGUAGGAAAUUUAGUUAUAAGGGCAAUGUAGAUCUGGUCGAGAUUAGGAACGUGAAGGAGGAAGAAAUAGAAGACAUACUGAAAACUGCAUUUGGCGUUUCUUUGGAGAAAAAGUUUGUGCCCAAAAAGGGUAACCUAUCUUUUACUAUUUAGGAUGAGAUGCAAAACUGUUUUUCAUUAUUAUUUCAUGCUCUUAAACAUUUGAAACAUAUGCAAAUGUAUCCAUAACAAGCCUUAAAGAAUCAUCACCCAGCUCGAUAUUGAUGACUUGUUGUAUCUUCUAUUGCCUACAUUUUAUAGAAAAGAAAUCCUAGCUGUCCUAUCAUUUCACCAAGAAAAAUAUCAUCAGUUAUAAUUAAAUAAAACUGUUAAUGGAUAUAACCACAAUCCUUUCAAGAUUAAUCAUAUAAAAAUUCUUAAUGAAGAUGUGGUUAUUUUGGGAGCCAUAUUCAUUUGUAAUAGAAAAGCUUCAAACAUUAUGUUAUUGUUGAACUCAUAUAAAACUUAUUUAGUCAUUGACUAUGAAUUAACAGAGAACUGCGGGCAUUAAAUUCAGCCAGAAUAAAUCUGAUGCCCAAGGUUUAUGAGAAACCACCUUCACAAUUUAGGAUUAGAAUAAAGAGAACAAGAAUGAGCCAUCAUUUCAGUUCUAGGAAACUUCCUAGACCUCAAGACAAAAUUCAAACCAAUGCAUGGGUCUCUAUGAGUAGGUGCCAACACAAUGACAUGGCUUAGAAUUUCUUCCAGGGUUAAUUUUGCUGACAGAGUUCUGUUUGUAUUUGAUUUUUUUUUAAAGCUAUGGGAACACUGAUGUUUGGAAUUAGGUGAUUUAUACCUCAUGUAAUAAUCUUUAAAGCUCAUAAAAUACAUGUUAUCUGGGAGACGUGAAGUACAUUAAUUGUUAACUAUAUUAAAAUAGUA
This is a messenger RNA of Onychomys torridus (southern grasshopper mouse), 2574 nucleotides long. Its product is annotated as arylamine N-acetyltransferase 1. The transcript has 3 exons. The coding region runs from base 934 to 1806 and encodes 290 amino acids. The record is from RefSeq and is a predicted model, not a curated record. Gene Ontology annotation, molecular function: acetyltransferase activity. Lineage: Eukaryota; Metazoa; Chordata; Mammalia; Rodentia; Cricetidae.